AUGAAAGCUAGAAGCACCGGAGGGCUGAACAAUAUCAACGGUAGCUCUUCUGCUGCUGAUUCAAAUGACUUGCGUGCCAAGUUGGUAUUGCUCGGAGAUUCUGGUGUUGGAAAAAGCUGCAUCGUUCUUCGGUUUGUCCGCGGUCAGUUCGAUCCAACUUCCAAGGUAACUGUUGGUGCAUCAUUUUUAUCACAAACAUUGGCGUUGGAGGAUUCGACAAUAGUGAAGUUUGAAAUCUGGGAUACUGCUGGACAAGAGAGAUAUGCUGCCUUGGCACCUCUUUACUACAGAGGAGCUGCUGCUGCAGUUGUUGUCUAUGACAUAACUAGUCCAGAAUCAUUCAAGAAAGCACAAUAUUGGGUGAAGGAACUUCAAAAACAUGGUAGUCCUGGUAUUGUCAUGGUAUUGGUUGGUAAUAAAGCUGAUCUACAUGAAAGUCGAAGUGUACCUUCUCAGGAGGCACAAGAGUAUGCAGAGAAGAACAGCAUGUUAUUCAUGGAGACGUCAGCAAAAACAUCUGAUAAUAUAAAUCAAGUAUUUGAGGAAAUCGCGAAGAGGUUGCCCAAGCCAACGGCGUCCUGA
This is a messenger RNA of Triticum turgidum subsp. durum (durum wheat), 582 nucleotides long. The record is from the annotation of a GenBank genome assembly. Lineage: Eukaryota; Viridiplantae; Streptophyta; Magnoliopsida; Poales; Poaceae.